This is a messenger RNA of Phialemonium atrogriseum, 1884 nucleotides long. RefSeq names its product mannosyltransferase. Bases 445 to 1716 code for a protein of 423 amino acids. Gene Ontology annotation, molecular function: alpha-1,6-mannosyltransferase activity; GPI mannosyltransferase activity. Lineage: Eukaryota; Fungi; Ascomycota; Sordariomycetes; Cephalothecales; Cephalothecaceae. Gene Ontology annotation, cellular component: mannosyltransferase complex; endoplasmic reticulum membrane. Gene Ontology annotation, biological process: GPI anchor biosynthetic process. The record is from RefSeq and is a predicted model, not a curated record. The transcript is spliced from 3 exons.
CGUAUAUGCCAAGACACCCGAUCCCAGAAGGGUUUUACCAAUUUCCUGUGGUCCCUCGGCACCUCACGGGACGAUAAAUAACUGUAGCUUUUGGUUUCACCGCUCUCCUUGAGUGGCGGCAUCUUAGAUCAUCUUGUCUUGAAGUCAUUUUACCUAUUCGUUGGCGGGGCCAGUUACAAAUUUGGCCGGUACUCGGGUGCCGCGCAGAUCCCGCAUAGGCUGCGGGAAGCUUUUAUUCCCAGCCUAACAUCGCAGCUCGGCCAUGACACGAGUCCGAUCUUGGGUACUGUACCUUGCUUGGCCGCCCAAGGCCCACCCAAGCUGCUGGAACCGAGUUUCACCCCCCACCACGAAAACUUAACACCCGUUAUCUUCUUAAUGCGUCCAAUGUGUAUCGCAUGUGAUCUCGAAACUCUUGCCUAGCCUUUUCUCUUCCUCCCCAUAAUGCCUACUCGCAACCCUGUUCGGGCGUUGGUCGUCGCUUUCGCUGCAUGGAAGACGUUUCUCCUAGCCAUAGCUGUGGGGAGCUGUGUCGGUGUGGCAUAUGACACCUCAGCAAGCCUUGCCCUCGACGGGGUCGGCGUCGGCAACAGCUCAACUCCGACACUGGUCAGCAGACUCACAAGUUGGGACGCCAUCUAUUUCACACAAAUCGCGCGCCGCGGCUAUCUGUUCGAGCAAGAAUGGGCAUUCGGGAGUGGGCUGCCAAUCGCCAUCUUCUACCUCGGGAAAGUUUUGACAGCUCUUGGCAUCGAGACUGGCGGCUAUCUUCAGCCCCUAGUGGGCAUCCUAGUGGCAAACGCCUCCCACCUGCUCUCUGUCCUGGUCUUGUAUCGUCUGGGACAAGUCGUCUUCCGCGACGCUAGGUUGGCACUGGUUGCGGCAAGCCUGCACAUCUUCUCCCCCGCCGGCCUGUUCCUCUCUGCCCCGUAUGCCGAGAGCAGCUUCUCGCUGCUCAGCUUCACCGGCCACCUCCUCUUCGCCGAGAGUUGCCGGAACGGCCGGCGGCCUGGCAGUCGGGAUGCCCUGAUCUUGCUGGCCGGCAUCUCCUUUGGGCUGGCCACACUCUUCCGCAGCAAUGGCAUCUUGAACGGCGUCCUGUUUGCCUGGCAGUUUGCUCAACAGCUUGCCCGCCCAGUUCGCCACCCGAUGGCUGCCAUCCGCAGUCUUCUCGUUCUGGGCAUCGGGGGACUCUGCGUAGCGGCUGGUUCGAUUGGCCCUCAGCUUGUGGCCUACUGGCGAUUCUGUUCCAGUGCGCCGGAGGCGAAUCUGCGUCCUUGGUGUCAGAGCUACCUUCCAAGCAUCUACACUUUUGUCCAAGAGCACUAUUGGAACGUUGGUUUUCUCCGCUACUGGACCUUCCCGAACGUUCCGCUCUUCCUCCUGGCGGCCCCAAUGUUGUAUAUACUCACCAAAUCCGGCCUGGACCAGAUAGUCUCGAGCACCGUCGCACACUCUGGAGAGGCCACACAAGUGGCUGGGGUGCUGCAAUCUGCGGCGACUGCCCAGGUGUUGCUAGCCCUUCUUGCUGUGACAAAUUAUCACGUUCAGGUCAUCACUCGCCUCUCAUCCGGAUCCCCCCUCUGGUACCUUUGGCUCGCCCGCCGCCUGUCCAGUCGGGAGACCUCGGACGGAGGGAAGGGUGUUGUCAGGUUCAUGAUAAUGUACGCGGCUAUUCAGGGGGUGCUUUUCGCCUCUUUCCUUCCACCAGCAUAGGGCCCGUCUCAACGUAGUCUCGGAUUUUAUCAUGGCUUCUCAAUUACAUGCUCGAAGCACCAGUGCUUGGGAACCGUCUAUAUAUCUAUCUAAUGUCAAAUUUCCCAAUUCGCCGUCUAAUUGGUAUACAAGAGGGUCGGUCUUCCAAAGGCGAAUGACACUGAUGCG